AUGGAUCCUUCAACCAGCCACACAGCUGAUGGAAUUAGUCCCUUCAAUGUAAAGGAAGAAACUAAACAUGUCCUUGAAGCUUUUUUGAAAAGAUCUUUAAGCAAAGAAGAUGGGAAGUAUGUUGGUCAUGUGGGACGUUCUUAUCAUGACCCUAAAAAGUACCGUUAUAGAUCCAUCCAAGAAGAUAGUAAUAAGUCACCUAAGAAAACAAGAAAACCGGAUAAAAAAAAGUCUAGAGAGACUGGGAAAGAAAAAGAGGAGAGAAGUCAAAGCCCACCAUUUGGAGAGUCAACUCGGGAAACAAAUGGUAAUUGGAAUUCCAUUCAUGAGGAGAUAAAUCGAGUGGAAGAAUCAAAACAUGGCUUCAAAACGAACAUUAAGAGACCUUUGAGAAAACACAGUCAGACAAAGGAGAAGGCAGCCCACCCAAAAGACUCUACUGGGAGCACUCAUAGCAAAUCCAGGGAUUCCAUUGAAAAUGUACUUGAAGAUCCUUACAAAGCUAGCAGUAAAGGGGAUUCCAUGAAACGCCCGAAACCAAACCUCCCUUUACUUGCCUGUACCACAGCCGGUUCUGUGGAAUCUUUAGCCCACGAUGAACAAAGUCGCAGGGACCUAGUUGACAAGCAUUCUUCACAGGGAACACAAAAGAAAAGCAAAGGAUUCUCACUUAAAUCACUGUUAAGGAAGAAAUCAAUGAAGGCUCAAGGCCUCGAGCCUCCUUCACCAGAAAGACCAAAGUUUUUACCGUUGCAGAACAGUUUUGAGAUGAAAUCAGGUAAAGAUGAUGAGUCUGAGAUUUAUAACCUGGCAGCUAAGAAGCUAGAAAAAUGGGUAAAACAGAAGAAGCUGAAGAGUCCUGUGGCUUCAGUCCAGCAUCCUGCUUUUCCCAGCCCUGUUAAUGUGAAACCUCAUGUAAUUGAAAACAAUAAUGUGGCAGCCAGUGAAAGUGCAUCAGAAGACAAGGAGGAGGUUAUUAAGAAACUGGUGGUACUGCUACAGGAGCAGGCAGUUGUUAUCAAUGAGAAGAUCAGCAGAGAUCCAUUCUUACGAAAUGCCCUUACCAGAAUGUCCUAUGGCAGCUUUUCUCGACUUGUGGAAGUUUUUACCAACCAGGCAGAGGUGUCGGCUGAAGAAGAUGGAGCAUCUGUGAGCUCUGAACUGACAAAGAUAGCUCUGACCAUGGAGUUAACCAGAAAAGUGGCUGGAAUCAACACCUACCCUGUGCAAACACUUAUGGGCUACAGCAUGCAAUACAUGGACAUGUUUGUACCGUGGCUACAGGAACAAGGCGGCUGGGAAAAUAUUGUUUCUCAUACAGAUAUACCAGAUCUCCAGAUAGAUUGAAGAGCCUCAAACUACAGUCUACCUCCAGGCUGCAAGAGACAGGAAGUUAAAUAAGUGUUGUCUUCCCAAUAUCCAGCAUACGCUAUUUAAUUUUUAUAUCUCACUACUGUUUUGAUAACAAGAAGAAAAAAAAAACUCUUGUCUCUACCAGCCAUGAAAUUGUGACUAUAAACUUGCCAGAAGUAUUUGGCAUAAGCAAAAGGUAGUGGACAAGUGAGCCCUCUGUGCUACUCAACUUCAGGAAAAAAGUAUAAAAGAAGAUUGCAAUGAUGUGAAUUUUUAAUACUGAUUUUUGUUUUAAAUAUUUUUUUUAAUUAUGUAAAUCAAAAUUUGAAUUGUGUCAUUAAUAUAACCGUUACAUUUUAAAGGAGUUAUUUAU
Molecule: messenger RNA, 1726 nt
Organism: Bombina bombina (fire-bellied toad)
Lineage: Eukaryota; Metazoa; Chordata; Amphibia; Anura; Bombinatoridae
Exons: 1
Coding region: 1-1347 (448 amino acids)
Biological process (GO): regulation of apoptotic process
Source: RefSeq, a predicted model, not a curated record